This is a messenger RNA of Thermochaetoides thermophila DSM 1495, 1071 nucleotides long. RefSeq lists its product as uncharacterized. Gene Ontology annotation, molecular function: chitinase activity; chitin binding. NCBI's taxonomy places the organism in Eukaryota, Fungi, Ascomycota, Sordariomycetes, Sordariales, Chaetomiaceae. The transcript is spliced from 4 exons. The record is from RefSeq and is a predicted model, not a curated record. Gene Ontology annotation, cellular component: extracellular region. Bases 1 to 1071 code for a protein of 356 amino acids. Gene Ontology annotation, biological process: carbohydrate metabolic process; chitin catabolic process.
AUGGCGUCUUCAUUCCGCAAAACACGCAUAGCUGCGUCUCCUGUCAUGUACACCAAUGCCGUGUACUGGCCGAAUUACCGGAUAUAUAACAAUGACACGCCCGGGCAGCUAAACUACAGCUGCAUCAACCGCGUCUAUUACGCCUACGCCAGCGUGGCAGCAGACGGAGGUGUAUUUCUUAGCGACGAGUGGGCCGAUGCCAAAGCUCCCUGUGACGGCGUCAAUGGCGCCCUGGGCUCCUUGAUGUAUUUGAAGAGCAGAUAUCCGCAUCUUCAAGUGUUGCUGUCUAUUGGUGGGCCAGGUUCUGAGAGGAUAUUCCCUAUCGUGGCUUCUGAUCCCAUUCUGAGGGACAAUUUUGCACGCUCUGCCCGAAGCUUGGUUGAUGCCCCUGAGUUCGAUGGCAUUGACAUCGUCUGGGAAUAUCCCGCCAACCCUCAACAAGGCAGCGACUUCCUGUCCCUCCUGGCCGCCGUGCGCAUCCACAUGCCCGAGGACCGCUACAUUGUGACCGCUGCCCUCCCCGCCAACAAGCACAUCCUGCAAAACAUCGACCUCCACCGCUCCUCCGAGUACCUCGACGCCAUCAACCUUCUGACCUACGACUUUUACGGGCCCUGGUCCUCCCGCAGCGGCCACCAAUCCCAGCUCUACGCCAUGAGCAAGGAUGAACCUUCGGGGGCCGGUGCCGUCUCUUACGUCAUGGGCUGCGGCGUACCAGGCAGGAAGAUCUUGUUUGGAAUCCCGCUGUUUGGGCGGAGCUUCUUGCACGUGGCUGGGCCGGGACACAAGAAUAGGGGCUUUGGUGGGAACGCGGACGGGGCGUUUGAUUACUCCCUGCUACCGAGGAAAGGAACCAAGGAGCAGGUAGAUAAGAGGGCCGUCGCGGCGCAGUGUGUGGGGGGUGAUGGGGGCUUCGUGACGUAUGAUAACCCGGAUACGGUUAAGAUUAAGGCUGCGUUUUGUAAGGAGAAAGGGCUUGGGGGCCUGUUUUACUGGAGCGCUCCGUCUGAUGCGAAGGACAGUAAGAGAAGUCUUAUCAUGACCGGCUUCAAGAUGUUACACAGCUCUUGA